Molecule: messenger RNA, 1605 nt
Organism: Coccinella septempunctata (seven-spotted ladybird)
Lineage: Eukaryota; Metazoa; Arthropoda; Insecta; Coleoptera; Coccinellidae
Gene: Sce
Product: E3 ubiquitin-protein ligase RING1
Exons: 2
Coding region: 109-1257 (382 amino acids)
Cellular component (GO): PcG protein complex; ubiquitin ligase complex
Molecular function (GO): chromatin binding; ubiquitin protein ligase activity
Source: RefSeq, a predicted model, not a curated record
AUAUUAAAAUUUACGAUAACAGAGUAAAGUCAGAGACUCUGGUAAAGUGUUUAUAGUGCUUGUGUGGUGUAACUUAAUAUUGAGUGAAAUUAAAUAUUGCUAGCCAAGAUGACUGCUUCAGAACAAAUAGGUUUGAAUAAAACUUGGGAAUUAUCACUUUACGAAUUACAUCGUACUCCGCAAGAAGCCAUAACUGACAAUAAUGUGGAAAUAGCAGUAUCUCCAAGAAGUCUCCAUAGCGAAUUAAUGUGCCCCAUUUGUUUGGACAUGUUGAAGAAGACGAUGACCACAAAAGAAUGCUUACACAGGUUUUGUUCGGACUGCAUAAUUACUGCGUUGAGAUCGGGAAACAAAGAAUGUCCCACCUGCAGGAAGAAACUUGUCUCCAAACGUUCUCUAAGACCUGAUCCAAAUUUUGACCUACUUAUUGCUAAGAUCUACCCAAGCAGAGAUGAAUAUGAAGCACACCAGGAGAGAGUACUCGCUAAAUUGAAUAAAAGUCAUUCCUCAGCUGCUCUGGUGAAUUCUAUCAAUGAAGGUAUCAAGAUGCAGUCCCAAAAUAGACCAAACAGAUCUAGAAAGAUGAAUGAAAAUGACAGAAAUGAAAUCAAUGAAGCCAGUUCAGCACAGAACCAAGAUAAUACCACACAAAAUUCUAAUCCGCCUCCUCCAGCUACUACAAAUCAAAAUUCUAACCCACCAACUACAACUGCUCCAGGAAGUCCUGUGCCUUCUGGACGAAGCUCUCCACCUUCACAGCCUCCCAGUCCAGUCUCAAGUAAUGUGAGUUCAGUCAGUAAAUCAUUAAAACGACCAAAGAGCGUUAUGACCUCUGAGAGAAGUGAAGAGAGUGAGUCUAGUGAAAGAACUGAGCAAACAGACACCGAAGGAGAAGGUCCAUCGGAACCAAUGACACUUAAUGAAAUAGAGUUGGUAUUCAAGCCUCAUCCCACAGAAAUGGCCGGGGACAAUGCUCUUGUCAAAGCACUUAAGGAAAAUUCCAUUCGUUACAUAAAAACAACAGCAAAUGCUACAGUCGAUCAUCUCCACAAAUAUUUGGCCAUGCGUUUGACCUUAGAUUUGGAAUCACAGCUGUCAGCGUCCCAACACAACUCUGUUAAUUUCUGUAUAUAUAUUUCGCCCUCUGCUGGGCAGUAUGUUCAGCUAAAUGGCAAUCAAACUUUAGGUCAAGUGAACGAUAAGUAUUGGAAGGUUAAUAAACCGUUGGAAAUGUAUUAUUCUUGGAAGAAGACAUAGACAAAUUCUGGGGUAAGAAAACCUAAAAGGAGGAAGAAGUGGAAGAGGUGUUAUCGCCAGUUGAAAUUACCAAUGUCUUUUCUCCAUAAAGAUACAUUGUUUGACUCAACCAGUUCAAUAUAUCAUCGGUCUUAAUUUUAUAUUUUAAAUUAUUGUUUAUUGUGAUAUUAAUUUUCUUGUAUACAAAAAUCAACAAUUUUUCAUUUUAAAUUGAAUAUCUUGUGAAAUAUCUUUUCAUAUCAGUUUGUUGAUUGUUUAAUCAUAUAUUUCAUGUUUUCUUAGGUAGUUAUGACUCGAAAUUAUUUGUCUCUUUGAUGUAUAUUUUACAUAAAUCAGAUAACACUGUUA